GGUGGUGGUGGGGGAGGAGGAGGCGGCGGAGGUGGACUAUGGUAUGGAUGAAGCAGAGCAAGACCAGUAUGAGGCCCGUCUGAAGGAGCUGUUUGACAGCUUUGACUCCACAGGUACUGGCUCCCUGGGACAGGAAGAACUGACGGAUCUCACUCAUAUGCUACAUCUGGAUGAAGUUGCGCCUGCAUUGCUUCAGACCCUUCUUCAGGAUAACCACAGUGGCAGGGUACACUUUGAACAGUUUAAAGAAGCCCUGAUUCUGUUUUUAUCCACAACUUUUUCAAAUGAAAAGAAUUACCAAGAAAGAGAUGCCUCAUCAGAAGUUAAGCCAAAGUAUGUCAAAGAUGGAAAGCGUUAUGGACGACGAUCCACACCAGAGUUUACAGAGGUGACAGUAAUUGAACCACUUUCAAAUGAAGCCCAACAUGAAAACACAAUUUCUGAAGACUGUGGUGAGCACUGGCAAACCUCUUCCAAGAAUGGGGAGGAGUAUGAAGCAGAAGGUCAGCUGGGGUUCUGGAAUCCAGAUGACUUAAACACUCCACAGGGUGUGUUCUCACUGUCCCAGGACUGGAUUGAAGAGAAGCUUCAGACAGUUUGUGAAGAUCUGAGGAUUACAAGAGAAGGACAGUUGAGCAGGAAAGAGCUGAUUUCUGUCUGUGAGCAGUAUGGUCUUCAAACCAUUGAUGGGCAGGUGCUGGAAGAUGUUUUUCAGAAGCUUGAUGAAGAUGGCAUGAUGAAUGUCAGUGAUUUCUUCUAUGGGGUCUUUAGAAAUGGGAAGCCACCAACUCCAUCCUCUUCCACUCCAUAUAGACAUUUAAAACGACACCUAUCAUUUCAGCCCUUGGAUGAAAGUGGACGGCGCACAGCUACUCCGUCUAUUAUGUCUAAUAUGAUUGGCCUUCGUUUGUUGUCUUACCUGGAUGAUGGAACAGGCUAUACUUCUACAGAGCAAAUACUUGACAGCUGGCAUGAAGAAGGAAUUGAAAACAGCCAUGAAAUCUUAAAGGCUUUGGAUUUUGGUUUUGAAGAGAGAAUUAGUCUGGCUGAACUGACAAUGGCUCUGGAGAAUGAACUUCUGAUUACAAAGAAUGGAAUCCAUCAGGCAAUCCUGGUCUGCUUCAAGAAAGAGAUAAAACACUUACUAGAGAAAGUUGAUCAGGUUAUUCGAGAGAAGGAAAAACUGCGAUUAGAUUUGGAAAAAGCAGAGAAGUUUAAAACUCAGAUGGCGUCAGAAGUUGAUGACCACCAUGCAGCAAUAGAACGUCUGAAUGAAUGCAACCUCAGGAAGCUGGAUCAAGAGUACAGGGAUCGCAUUACAACAUUAAGGAAUGAGUUCACCAAAGAGAAAGACCAAAUUUUACAGCAGGCCACUAAGCAAUGUGUGGAACUUGAGCAAGAAGUGGAGAAAGGAAAAGCGGAAGAGAGCUACCUCCGAGAUAGGCUUACACUGUCACUAAAGGAAAGCAGCAGACUUGAAAAAGAACUGUUGGAGAAUGCUGAAAAGUUAGCAGAGUAUGAGAGUCUGGUUACGAAUCUACAAGGUAACCUGGAGAACAUUUUGAAGGAGAAGUUUGGAGACCUUGAUCCCAGCAGUGCAGAGUUCUUCCUACACGAGGAGAGAUUUGCUAAAAUGAAAAAAGAACAUGAGCAGCAGUGCAGGACACUCCAGGAUCAGAUCGAUGAACUGCAGUCAGAACUAGAGGAGUACCGGACACAAGGCCGAAUGUUGCGGUUUCCUAUGAAAAGUGGUGCUUCCGAAGACCUAGAGAGUAAGGGUGGAGCUGCAGAAUCAGAUCAAGGAAUUGAUUCUGAAGAAUGUUAUCCACUAAAUGUGAGCUUAGAGACCGAAAUGGCAAUAGAACAGAUGAAGGAACAGCAUUACCAAGAAGUAGAACACUUGAAGCUGCAACUUGAAGAACAAAGAAGACUUUGAGAGAAAGGUUGGACUGCUACAGGGAUCUAUAAAGGACUUGGAGGCAGAGAAGGAGAUGCUUUCAGACCUACAGUCACUGUAUCAGCAAGUUGUAGAGGAAAAAGAUGAUCUGUCAUCUGAAUUAUCUGGACUAAAGCAACAGAUGCAGGACUUGCUGCAUAGCAAGGAAAGAAAAAGAGAAGCAAAUGGAAACACCAAAAAUGAGAUUACAAUAAAAACGUCAGAGACUGCAUCACUGGAAGAAAAUGAUGGUACAACCUCUGAAAAUGCAGAAGUUAAUCCUAUGACUUCAGGUGGAAUGAGUAAUACUUGCCCUCUUAUAUCUGAGCUUCAGCGUAGAAUGAGAGAAUUUGAAGUAGCUCUUGAGGACCUACCUAGGCUACAGGAAUCCUUUAGAAAAGCAGAAGGUGACAACUACAGUCUUUCUAUUUGUUUAUCUCGGCUUCAGGAAAACUUAGUUGACCUGGCAAGAGUACCUGGACUGCAUUUUGAUUUUUCUUCAGUUAAUGAUCCUUGCGAGUAUGACAGUUAUGUUGAAAUUGUUAAAAAUAUUUUCCUUGACCAGAAUGAAAAACUAAAUGAUAUGAAAGCUAAGCUGCUUGCCUAUGGAACUAAGACACUGGAGAUAUCUGUUGCUAAUACAGCAGUGGACAAAGAAAGAGUUGAGAUUUCCAGCUUACAAAAGUGCAUAACAGAAUUAGAGAGAGAAAAUCUUACGCUUCACGAAUUGCAGAGUAUGCUUGAAGAGGCAAAAGGGAAAAAUAAAGACUUGGAGAGCAAGAUUUUCCAGUUGCAAGAAGAGAGGAGGAGACUAGAGGAGGUGACGCUUCCAAAUACAGGACUACUGAAUCUACAGGUUGUAGAGGAGAAUAAGAUGAGGACAUCUAAGUUAUUAAGGCCGUUGCAGCAGACACAGGAGUUGAGUCACAAUACAGCACAAACACACACAGAACAGGUACAGGAAAAUGUGCUUGUUGGUGUAAAUUCUACUUUGCUUGACGAAGGUACAGAGCAUAAACAAGAACAAAGUGAAGCCCCUGAAGAAGAACUUGGACACCAUGAAGCCUCAGACAAAAAACAGACCACCUAUUCAAUAUUUGAGCUUCAGAAGAAAAUAAGGGAACUUGAAGCAGCUCUCAGAAAGCUUCCAAAGCUACAGGAAGCUCAUAACAAUGCUGAACAAGAAAACCAUAAUCUUCGUGCUCAUUUAAUUCGUCUACAAGAAAAGAUAACCGAUCUCAAAAGACAUCCACAAGUACAUUGUGAUGCGUCUUUCUCAAGUGGCCUAACUUGGGAAGAAAAACUUCAAAUGGAAAAUGAUCGACUGAUUGACCAAUGUCAAGCACUACGUGCUGACGCACAGGAAAAACUAUAUUUCAAGACAAAAUAUGAACAGUGCAAGAAAGAAAACAUUGAGCUAAAUAAUGAAAUCACAAAGUUACAUGACAAAGUGGAGAAAUUAGAAGGGAGUGUUCAGGAGUUUAUUCAGCAGUAUCAAAGUGAACCAGUCUCUACCAUUGAGGUAGGUAAUGCACAAAAGACUGAAGUUGAGGACAGUAUUGCGGUACUCAAAAACUUACAGCAAGAGUGUGACAGAUGUGAUAAAGUAGCAGCAGAAGUCAAAACAGAAAAUAAGAAACUGCAAAAACUGAAUUAUGAGUUAAAGAAACAGUUGCUGUCUGUUUCUAACCAGCAGGAUCAGUUCAUAGAGCUAGAAAAGAAGAACCAUGAACUAGUAUUGACAGUUCAUAAUCUGCAGGAAAAGUGCAUCCUCUUACAAAAGAAAAUUGGAUUACAAAGAUGUGAAGUAGAGAAACUCGCAGCAGAAAAUGCCGCACUGAAGCAAGAAAUAACCAUUUUAAAAGAGGAAAACUGCUCAUUCCAAAAGCUGCAGCAGUUGAACUGGACACAGGAAGAAAUGCAGCAAAAAGUAAAAAUGGCAAAAAAAGAAAAUGUAACAGCUCAGAGAAUGUUGGAAAAACUACAGAAACAGGUGACAGAUCUGAAGGCCAAAAAUCUACAGCUUGAAGAUGAGAAUAUUCAACUGUGCCAAAAGAACUCCAAGAACAAGUCAGAUGUGCGUGAUCUGAGUAUAAGGUUAGCAGAGCUUCUGAAGCAAACGGAGAAGAAGGAGAUGGACAAACAUCAGAAGAACGAGGCGUGGGAACAAGAGAGACAAAGACUUAUGCAGGAACAGGAGAAGAGCAAUGCCAAGUCCUCAGCCAUGCUGUCUUCAAUGGAAGCAGAGCUUUCAAAAAUGAAGCGUGUCAACCACUUACUGGAGAAAGAUAAUGCUGUCCUAAAGCAGGAACUGGAAGAUGUAGAACAGCAGCUGGCAAGAUACACAUCUCUGGAAAGUGAGCGUGCAGAGGCAAUAAGUAAGACUGAGAAGCUGCUAAGAGAGAAGGAAACGCUGAGCGAGGAGUUAAACCGAUAUGUGGAUAAGGUGGCCAGAGUAAGCAUUUUGGAGACUCAGCUUGCCAGUGUCAAGCAAGAAAAAAAGUCUGUGGAGCAACAGCUACACAAAUCUGCUGCUCGAUGUACAAUACUCCAAGAAAAGCUUCAGUCUUCUGAGGAAUCUCUGCAGAAUACUAACAUUUCAGUGGCAAGGCUGAAAUCUGACUUGCGGGUGGCUUGUCAGGAAAAUGAGGCACUCAGACAAGAAGUGAUGGCACUUCACAAACAGCUACAGAAUGCCAAUGAGAAGAAUAAAGUAUUGGAGAUGACAAUUAAUUCACCUGGGUUCCAGAACAAGCAAAAGGGGCAGUACUGGGAUGAGCUAUCCCGACUGAUGCAACAAGAGCAGCAGUUACUGAGGCAAGAGAAUGACAGGCUGCAGAAGGAACUGCGGGACACCAAAGGAGAGUUAACUCACACCCGUGAAAAGGUUCGACAACUGGAUGCACUAGUAAUUUCCCUAAAACAACAGAAGCACCAAAGCCAGUCCAGUAUGGUGAAAGCUGUGGAACAGGAGAAGCAGAGCUUAAAGAGGGAAUGUGACAAACUUCAGAAGGAGCUUUCUGUGGCCAACAAGAAGCUCAGCCAGCUGAAUUCUUUUGAGCAAGAACUGGAUACCUUUCACAUUGAAAAGGAAAAACUAAGGAGCCAGCAGCUGAAACUAGAUGGCCAGUUGAAGGAGAUGCGUCAUUUUCAGCCUAGCUCCAGGCCAGGCUUAGUUCGCAGCCAGUCCCACCAUCUCUGUGAGCAUCAACUCCAAGAUCAGGUCUGCACAAUGGUGCCCAAAGAGGAGUUUGUUCAGCUUCAGCAGCGACUACAGCAGGCUGAGAGGAGAAACCAGCAGCUACAGGAAGAGCUGGAAAACAGGGUACCAGAAGUGAACAUGCAGCAGGAUGGUCCUGGCCAGCUUCUAAUGAGUAUGGAGGCACGAAUGGUGGAUGUUGAACAGAAACUGAGGGCUGUGAAGGCUCUUCUUCAAGACAAGGUGAACCAGCUGAAAGAACAACUGUCCAGGAAUGUUAAAGCAGAAGAAAGGAUAAAGGACCUUUAUGUUGAGAACUCUCAGCUCCAUAAAGCUUUGGAAAUGACUGAGCAGAGGCAUAGAGUUGCUGAAAAGAAGAACUAUUUACUGGAAGAAAAAAUUUCAGGCCUUAACAGGAUAGUCAGGGAUUUAAAAGCAUCAUCCCUGCCAGCUUCUCCUCAUCUCCACCAUUUAAGAUCGUAGCUGAUGAAUCUGUCUGACUGUUGCCAAUUGUGAAAACUGUGAUGCACUUUAUAAGAGCAGAGAACUCUGUUUGCUGCCACUUCAGUAUGGAUGUAACUAGCCAUGUUUCAAACUGUGUAUAACCAGCUGUGGAUUUUGCUGUCAUGUUCUAAUACUGUAAAUGUUGGCAUGUUGGACAUAAGAUAUUAAAAUGCCACAGGACAAUGUUGUACUUUCACAGCGACCAAUUCCCAAGUGAUAAACGACCAUGACAAGUCAAGCACUGUCUGACACACACAACACUGUUGUGGGUAAUGUAACAGUAUUACAAUAAGGUUUAACACAAGUGAAGCUGCCUUAAAGACCAGCUGGUCUAUAAAAAUGUUUUUGUCUGCCAUAUUUAUUAUCACUAUAUUUUUAUUGUAUUGCACUGGCAUGAUAAUGUUCUUGUCUUACUGUGAAUGUGAAAAAAAUAGAAAAACAAGACAGACUCGCUCUUGUCUUCUGAAGUAAGCAGGGUCAUGUGGCUGAAACUGGGGUACACAUUUAUUUAUUUAUUUAUGUUUUUAUGUACAUUUUAUAAGGGUUAGACCACUGUUUACUCCCUAAUUUCAGUCCACUUUCACUUAGCCUUCAUUUGCAAGGAUGAAUCCAUUUUCAUUCCUGGAAAGUGAUAAGUGUUACGGCUUUUUGCACAACAGAGAUGGAAUGGAAGCAGAGGGGUGACUCAUUGCUUGCAGACUUGCUAGAGGUUGACUGGCACCUUUUCAUUGUCAAUAGUCUGUACCACUUAGUGGUUCAUGUGGGGGAGAGCAACCAAGGGCAGAGUUACUGCUGAGAAAGAGAAUGCACCACCUAGUGGUUCAUGUGCAGAGAGCAAACUGCUGAGAAAGAGAAUGCUGCAUGUAAUCUGCCCUUUCAUAGCCACCUGCCAUCUACCUCAGUAUGUCAACUAAGCAGAUAAGCAUAAUAGAAAAAUAAGUACAUUCUGAACCUAUCCCACUGCCUUAAGUAAUUCUAAGCUUCAGUUGCUUUAACAAUUGAUGUUAUGAAAAAGAUGACAUUUCUUCCCUCAAGUGUAUCUAAUUAUUUUAGAACUUAAUUUAAAACUGCAUUUGAUCCCUAUAUGUUUUUUGUUUUUGUUACUGAUAUCAAGAUGAGUUUUUAUACUAGCCUAUUUUGACUUGCUUGAGGAAUUCACUAUGUAUAAUGAAAUUUAAAAAUGUAUUUUUUAACAAAUUAAUAUUUCUCUCAGUUUUUAUAAGCACUUGUAUAUAUAAUUUUAAGAAUUUGAAUCUACUUCACGUGGUCAGUUUCUGAAUGAAUGAAAAUGUUUUUGAAUUGUUCUGGCUUCACUUGUAGAGACCAGAUUGUUCUGAGGCACUAUUAUGAUCUAAGUGACUAGGGUAUUUUGACUGUGUUUCUAACCAGUAGUAGUUUGUAAACCUCAGACCUGAAAUAGUUUAAAUUCUUUCUCAGAGUUUUAUUGAAUAGUUUAAUGAUGCUUGAAAAUGUUUGUUUACAUUUUCUGGCAAUCUAAAGUAUCCCAAUGUCUUCCUGAAAAUGUCACCAAUCGUUGCCUGAUUUGCCUUUGUAUGACCAUGGUAGUUAAGUACAAAGAUCUGCUGUCCUCUAAAAAUGCAUAUCUUUAUGUUCUAUGCAGUUUCAUUUUCUUGUUUUUUUUCCAAGGCAAAGUAAAUGAAAUAUCUGUAGGCAAACUAAAAACAAAUAAAAAUGCUUAUAUGUGUAGUGUCACUUGAACGUGCCACACAUCAAUGCCUUA
Molecule: messenger RNA, 7380 nt
Organism: Protopterus annectens (West African lungfish)
Lineage: Eukaryota; Metazoa; Chordata; Ceratodontiformes; Protopteridae
Gene: NIN
Product: ninein
Biological process (GO): centrosome-templated microtubule nucleation; microtubule anchoring at centrosome; centrosome localization
Cellular component (GO): mitotic spindle pole; centriole; ciliary transition fiber
Molecular function (GO): calcium ion binding
Source: RefSeq, a predicted model, not a curated record